This is a messenger RNA of Monosiga brevicollis MX1, 1650 nucleotides long. RefSeq lists its product as uncharacterized. Gene Ontology annotation, cellular component: voltage-gated calcium channel complex. The record is from RefSeq and is a predicted model, not a curated record. Gene Ontology annotation, molecular function: voltage-gated calcium channel activity. The transcript has 7 exons. NCBI's taxonomy places the organism in Eukaryota, Choanoflagellata, Craspedida, Salpingoecidae. Bases 1 to 1650 code for a protein of 549 amino acids.
AUGGCAGCAGCGGUCACAACCGGCUGUUGUUCGAGCUGGUCUCGGCGCCGGCGCCGGUCUUGGGCAGGGUUAUCCAUGGUAGUAGUUGUGCUCUUCUUUGUGUGGAUCGUGACAUGCCAUGCCCAAAACACCUCUGCUCCUCCGGUUAGCAGCUCGAUGGCGCCGAGAACGCCUACUUCCCCAAUCGGCGAAACCCAGGUGCGGAUGCGGGCCGUGCUCACGGCGCAGGAGGCGCUGCUUGAGAAUCUGCGCUCCGCCUUGGCUGCUAGCUGGACCGACAUGCUGUGCGGCUCCAAGAUCUGCACAGGCUGUGUGGCACUGGCCUGCGAGUCGGUGCUGGCCGACAAGUCUUGUGCUACCAGCUAUGGUGGAUGUUCUAGCGUCACCAACGGCACCAACAGACUCCUCAGCUUCACCUCUUCUACGGUCACCACCGUGUCGAACCCACACGGGCCAGACCGCUCAGCCAUGGAGCUUCGGCGAGACAUGUGCCUGUUCGAGGAUGUCAAGCCCGACAACGAUCAUCCAGUAUUUGGUAUUCCAGACCCUUCCGUCGCGCUUGGCACCUUCAAGUCCUCACUCGUUUUUUUGCCGAUCGGGGCCUGCACCAAUUAUUGGGACUGCACAAAACUAGAUGACCCGCGUUUCACACCGUGGUAUGCAGCUGCUGCCUCGGGUCCUAAAGACGUGGUGCUGAAUGCACUGCGCCGUGCCGCCCUGGAGGUUCUAAAGACACUGAGCUUGGCAGAUUACUUUGGCGUGGUGCUUUUCAAUGACGAUGCCUACCAGCUUCGUGUGGCUGGGCAAGAGCCCAAUCAGCUGGUGCAGGCAACGCGCUACAACAUUGAUGCCAUGAUAGAGUUGCUGGCGUCCGUCGUCCCCAGUGGCGAGACCAACUACCAGGCGGCUGUGCAGGAAGGUUAUGCCUUGCUGCGGCUCACCAGGGCAUCUUCUGGUUGCCAUCGUGCCUUGCUCUUUGCUACGAUGACCACAGUUGCCCAAGCGUUGUUCGACGAGUCCACGACUCCAGCCACUCUGGUAGCGGUGGUGGGAAUGGAUUUUCGGACAUCGGAGCUCACGGCCAUUUCUACAUCGAGGAUGGCUCAGCUGCUGGCGCUGCAUGCUCGCUCGCAGACAUGUGUACAACCGGCUCACGUAGCUGCACAAGCAUGCGUGCUGCAGCGUUUACGUUGGGCCCAGGGCUAUCAAUGCGCUGCCGAUGCCGAUUUGAACUGUUCCGUGGAUGUCCCGUCUUGUCCCCGGAACCCGGUGGCCAUGGUGCCUGAGCCCAUGACUGACUCUUUGUGCAGUGCGACACGGGAUUCUUACGAUGCUGAGAAUUUGUGCAAGGGCAAUUGGCGAUGCCAGUGCCUCCGACGUUGCACGCACCGACCCCUACAGGAUACAGGAACAUCUGGGAAUGCACGCGCACGUGAGAUAGUCCACCCGCCUCCAGCCGUGAUUGAGCCGCUUUUUGGACCCUGGUACGAAGUCCAGUUGGACGACAGCGACGCAAACAGCGACAGGGAUGAUGACCUCGGCGAUGGCGACCUUGACGCUCCACCAAGCUAUGAUAGCAUUGCAUUUGAAGCAGGGCCGACACCGCCUCCAUAUGAUUCGCACGCUUCAACCCGAGAGUCGAGCGUCUGA